Messenger RNA from Planococcus citri (citrus mealybug), 6150 nucleotides. It is a transcript of the gene axo, whose product is annotated as axotactin. The record is from RefSeq and is a predicted model, not a curated record. The transcript has 33 exons. Bases 121 to 6084 code for a protein of 1987 amino acids. NCBI's taxonomy places the organism in Eukaryota, Metazoa, Arthropoda, Insecta, Hemiptera, Pseudococcidae.
AGUAGACGAAGUAAAGAAUCGAGAAUUAGUAACAUUUUCCGAAUGGAUAAAAUAUUAAAUAUUAUUUCGUCAGUGUAACGUGUUAAUUUGUAUUUAUUAUAUUUCAAAUACGAGUACGAGAUGAUAAAAUCGUUAAAAUUAAUACAUUCUUUAACACUAGAAAAAUACCGGAUGCAAAACAUGAAUAUAUUGGUGUGUUUUGGUUGCGUAGUUAUAGCGGCGAGUAUAAUCUGUGUGGCAUAUUGCGACGAGCAAAACGAACAAAUGGAAAAUGUCGGUGGUCCGGUAGCGAGCUUCAAUGAAACAGAGCCCGACGAACCUGCUCCUUCAACAACUAUUCCGCCAAAGCACACCACAGAGCAACCAAAAUCCUCGGAUAAACCCAAACUGAACCCAGGCUCGAAAAACGGCGGCGGCCGCCCUGCUAACUCGACCAAACCACGAACCGAAACAAACGCCAAUGCAGCGAAAAGCGAGAAACCUCGUAACGGAUUUCCUAUUUCGCACACGUUGAAACAAAAGCACAAAUUAAACGCCACUUCUCCUCGUAUCAGCGCCUCGUACGUGGCGCCGGCAGAUCGUGGAGUCGAAUUGACAUUCGCCGAAACUGGUAAAAUUACCGUGUUCAUGAUGGUUCGCGGUAAUGCAUUUAUACAACUGGACGGAGAGGCGAUUCCGACAUUCCAGCUGAGACUAUGUCGCGAGAUAUCGUUCCAGUUUAAAACACGUCUUCCGCAUGGUUUAUUGGUAUAUCACAGCGUGAAAAACAGACCCGAAGGCUCGCCCCCUUAUGCCCUGUAUAUCAUUGUGGAAAAAGGACAACUCAAAGUAGUACACGUCUUCGGAAAACAUCUAACUUCGGUGACCGUUGGAAAAGGUCUGAACAGAGAUAUGUGGCACAGUGUUAUAGUACGUAUCGAUGUCCAUGGAGCUCGACUUCUUGCCAAAGUUGACAACGAAUCGGCUGAAAUCAAUUUACAAGGACUUCACGUGUCCAGCAAUUACGGUAUCGCUACCGACCUAAAUUCGGUCGUUUUAAUCGGCGGUCUCAGUCCCGAAGAGAAAAUCCACGGAGUAAAAUACAUCAUCGAGUCAUUUGUCGGCUGCAUCAAAGAUAUAAUUCUAAGCGCCGGAAAAGCAGCAUCCGAUCUGCUACCUAUAAAUCCAUUAAUAGCCACGAAACACGAACACGUACAGGAAGGAUGCAUCAACAAAUGUUACACGGCGCAAAAUUUAUGCUUUUUCGGCAGCAAAUGUAUCAACCAUUACAGCGAAUCGACGUGCGACUGUUUCGGAACCCUUUACGAGGGCGAAUUAUGCGAUAUUUACACGGCUACGAUUCUCACGCUGCGAGGCUCUUCGUACGUUUCUUACCGAGUAUACGACUGGAAGGAUAGAGUACAUUCUAGCGUUAAUCGCGUUAGUCUACAUUUCAAAACGAGAUUCGACGACUCUGCGUUAUUCUACGCGAGCGGAGAGCACGAGAAAUUUCACUACAUCUCGGUUUCCAUACAAAACGGCACCGUUGUCGUUGAAAUCGAUUUGGGUAACGCGGCCCCGCUCGUAACCACCUUGGGUCAUAAAGUCAACUGCAAUAAAUGGUUCAAUUUGACCAUAUCGCACAGUUACAACGUGAUAAACGUGUCGUUAGACGAUAUCAGCAAAACAAUGUACAUAGAAGGCUCGAUGAAUUACUUGUACAUCGAUCCAGAAAUUUAUAUCGCCGGCGGCCCGGAGCUUCACAAAAAAAAAGGCUUAAAAUCGAAUAAUUAUUUUACCGGAUCGCUCAAGUACGUGUUUUUCAACGAGAUAUCAAUUUUAUACGAGCUGAAAAAAGGUAAUCCCAAAGUACACUACAUUGGCUUACUGGAACCCGAAUUUGGAGACAUGGAUAUCGAGUCGAUGCCGUUGACAUUUCCUUUCUAUUCUUCGCAUAUUUGGUGGUACAAUGAGAAUUUCAACACGUCGGGGUGUUUUUCGCUCACCUUUGAUUUUCGCAGCUAUAAGAAUCUGGCUGUGCUGGCUGCGGCUGAAGUGACCACCGAGACUGGAGAGGGAUACUGGGAGGUCAGAGUAGUAAACGAAGAAGUCAGAUUCGAUUUAGUUUCGAACGUGGUAGUAAACAACACCCAGCUGGUCAGCGUUAAAUACGAUAACACCAAAAACCAAUGGCAUUCCAUAGAUUUGCAAUAUUGUAAUAGCGAAUUGAACUUAACCGUUGACUUUAAACACAAAAUAAAUCACAUAUUCGGAUUACGAUUCAAUCUUAGCGAGCAAAUCAUCGUAGGUAGUGGAAUAAAUGGAAAACCCAACGUAGGUAACGUAGGAUUAAUAGGAUGUCUACGUAAUAUAUCGAUAAAUGAUAAAUUACUCGAGCCUCGAUAUAUCGUCCGGACCAAUCAUAUGGUCGGUGAAGUAUCCAUUGAUAACUGUCAAUUAGUAGACCCUUGUAAAAGGGAUAAUGCGUGUAAACACGGAGGAAAGUGCUCCAUCAAAGAUGACAAAGUACAUUGUGAUUGCAGCGGUACCGGCUACGUUGGAAAAAAUUGUCAUUUCGCCCAAUUCAAGAAAACAUGCGAAGAAUUAGCACUUCUCGGCUACACAAAACCAGACGUGUACUUGAUCGAUAUCGAUGGCAAUGGUAGAUUUCCUCCGGCUCAUGUAAAAUGUGAAUUUCAAUCGUUGGAAGACUGGAAAACCAAAACCAUCGUAGAGCAUAAUCUACCCAGUCAAAUAGAUGUUCGCAGUUCGGCCGAGACAGAUUUUAGUUUCACUAUUAAAUAUCGAGAGUUCACUUCCGAGAUGUUGAGAGAAUUGAUUUCUCAUUCGUUGAAUUGCAGCCAGUAUAUUAAAUACGAUUGUUUCAAGGCUCCUUUAGAACUCCAUUCUGCUACUUGGUUUAUUUCAGCAGCUGAUAAAGGCACUGUAGAUUACAUAGGCAAUGUGAAACGAGGAUCUUGUCCAUGUGCAGAAAACCGAACAUGCGUCGACCCUGGGCUAUCUUGCAACUGCGACGUUUCCGAAGAAAAAUGGCUAUCCGACGAAGGUUUUUUCAUAACUCCAAGCAGUUUGGGUAUCACUAAAAUGGUAUUUCUGCAACAAAAAGACUUGGACGUGAAAGCUCUCGGCAGGAUUACCUUAGGACCUCUGGAAUGCGUCGAAGCAAACACUCAGAGAUACGUGGUAACAUUUACUACGAGUCAGUCGUACAUCGAAGUACCUGGUUGGCGUAAAGGAGACAUCGCUUUUAGUUUUCGAACCACUGGUGAAAAGGCCAUAUUGUUGUAUCAGCCUCCGAUUAGGCAACAUUAUCCAUCUUUCAUGGUUGUUUUGACUAGUGAUUUCGAGUUGACGUUCAAUUUCACAUUGAACACAGGAGAUAGUAGAGAGAUGGAGAUCAAAUCGCAAAGACGUCUCAACAGUGGAGAAUGGCAAAAAAUCUGGAUCGAUUAUAACAAGCAUCAUGUUAGAUUCAUGAUAAACACAGAUUAUCAAAUGGUUGAUUUGAGACCUCACGAAGAAUUUGGUCCUUUCGAAGGCAGCAUGUUUAUUGGGGGUGCUGUUGACACCCUCGUAGUAAAAGGCUCAGUAUACCCCGGCUUGGUCGGCUGUUUUCGAGGUCUGGUGGUAAACGGUGAAAUUCUCGACAUCUAUUCCUACAUGAGCGUCCACCUAUCGGAGAUCAUAAAAGAAUGCAAGCCCAAAUGCGAUCCUAACCCAUGCCAGAAUGGAGCCAAAUGCAAAGAAUUAUGGAACAGAUUCGAGUGCGUCUGCGAGAACGCUUGGGCUUACUCAGGAACCUACUGCGAAGAAAAUAUCAAUAUUGGAGGAAUAACAUCCAUAAUUCGAGAAUCGUUUUUAAAGAAGAGUUACUUGCUGAACAACGUUACCGAACCGGAAAAGGCCAUGUUUGCGAAUAUGCUGAAAAGUGAUUUAUUAUUAAACAUCAGAACGUACGAUCAGAAUUCCUUAAUCGUUUACGUAAACGAUCAUCUGAAUAAUUUCGUCCAAUUGUAUAUCGAAGAUGGUAAAACCAUCGUAUUUUUAUACAAUUACGGCAACGAGAUUAAAAACAUAUCCGUCGAAUACCCGAGUUUAAACAAUGGCAAAUCGACUCAACUGGCAAUCAUCAGAACCGAGCACAAUACCACAUUACACGUUAACGAAUUCAACAACACGUCUCCAUUCGGUAUCAAGCUACUCGCCGAGUAUUCUAAUAAACCGUGGAUAAACCCCCACAUGGAAGUGCUUUCACCGCAAAGACCUCCGGCUCCUCCGACCGAAUACCUUCAAGUAAAUAUAGCCGGCUACGAUCCGUACAAUUUACUCUCCGUUAACAACCACACCAAACUAUCCGGAUACGUUGGCUGUAUUCGUGGCUUGAAAAUCGCUAACAACGUAACCAAAUUAAUAACUCCGCUAAAUAACACGACGAAUAAUACAGAAAUCGAAGGCAUCUUGGUCGGAUGUCGAAUGAAAUGCGACGGUCAACCUUGCAAAAACCAGGGAAUUUGCAUCGAAGAUUUUCAUAAAGGAGAAAGCAAAUGUGACUGCGAGCACACCUCGUACUACGGAGAUCACUGCAAUUUAGAAAAAGGAGCAGAUUUCAGCGGCGAAUCAGUCCUGCAACGUAAAUUCGUCUUGGAAGGCCCCGUAAGGCAGAUUAAAGUCCAACUGGCAUUUUCGAGCAGCGACAAACGAGAGAAAAAAACAGCUCUGUUACUUCUGCAAACCGAGAACAUGCGUAGUUAUUACUUACUGGUUGCACUAGGAGCAGAAGGAGAGCUCAUAAUUGAAGAAGACAGAGAAGGCUCGAUGGGCGCCUACGGAAUACACAUCAAAGAUAGAUCCUUCUUGAACGGAGCUCGACAUUCCGUCUAUUAUAAACGAAUCGAGAACACCACUAUACUUCUGGUAGAUCGUGUAGCUGUAUCGGUAGGACCUAUUCCAUAUUUGAGUUUUAGCGACGAUGAUAAAACCCCGAUCAAUAAUGCUGGAGAUAACGAGGUGCAAAUUGGAGGUGUGAAUACCUCUGAUCCUAGAUUCGGUUCUUAUAAAAGUUACAGCGGAUGCUUAUCCAACGUUUUUAUCGAAGUGAACAGCAACGCGAUGAAACCACUCGACGAAUACAUGUUAUUCACGAAAGCUGGCAGCGAGAAAGUAAACAUAACGAAUUCUCAAGGUGUUCGAAGCGCUCAAUGCGCGUUUUUCGACGUCAUGCAUAAGCCUCAAUCCAGCCCAUCGUUAAACAUUAGUUUCGCAGAAGAACAAGCUUGGGUGGAAGAUCCGCCGGAACGAGUUCAAUAUACGUCUUUUUACGCUGACACAUCGGCUGAAGAAGAAAGCGCCAGCACAAUUGUAUUCGUUCUAUCGUCGAGUAUUUUGGCCAUUUUACUGGUGACUGUGACGUAUCACAGCUACGUAACAAAUCAGAAAUGGAAACGAAGAAAAGAGCAAGAAACCGAGAUGGAAAUUAGAAGAAGUAAAAGACAAUCUUUACAAUACCAAGAAACGGUAUUAUCAACUCCUUUAAUUGUUGUCAGUUACAAGCCAACGACGACGGUAAGAACCGAGAUGUCUCACGAAGACGAUUCGAAACGCGCUGUCAUCAAUGGCGUUGAUCCUAAACCGGUAAUGAAUAAAGAAUACAACAAACAAACGUUGACCGUACCUCAAACCAAAUACUACAAAUUACCAGAUAAAGACGACGUCGUCGAAAAUGAAAUUAGAGAAUAUAAAGAAAAAGAUCGACCGAAAAUAAUUCGAAGCCGCAAUCGAAACGAUCGAGACUUGAUGUACGAAUCGAUAGAAGAAGUAGCCGAAUUACACGAAGAGUCGACUAAUGAAUUAUGCAAUGGGGAUUCGAAGAAAGUCGUCGUCGAAGUAAAAGAAAUACCGAAUUUGCAUACGAAUCACAGAGUAUCGAAUAACGAUAUCGACGAGCACGAAAGUAACGAUUUACUGCUUUAUAAAAAGUACAAGAUAAAUCAAAUGAAAGACAUGAUAAAGAACGGAGAUUCGGGCAAAAAUUACAGCAUCGAUGAAAUGGGAAGUCCAGAAUUUACAGAUAAUCCGUAUUCUUAAGUUUUUUCCUUACGAUUGUCAAUCUUUCUUUCUACUUAUAAAAUAAAAAACUCUGUGAUUGAUCAA